CAAGUUGAUAAUUGAGUGAAUUACAAUGCGAGCUGUGGCGAGGCGAAACUUUUUGUUAUUGUUGGGAUUGCACUUGGCUGUUACAGCAUUGACCUUGGAGCAGUCACAAUCGGAGACGGAGCCGCAUCGUCGUGUGAAACGCAUUGUGGGUGGCAAGACGGCAAAGGCGCCGCCCGUUGAUGAUCCCGUUGUAUUCGCACGAGUCUUUGACCGAGAUGUGCGAGUGGAGGGUUUCCGGAACGCUCAAACUGGUGUCUAUAGCUUCCUGGGCAUGCACUAUGCUGAGCCACCGGUGGGUCAAUUACGUUACUCGCGGCCCGUCUAUAAGCGCCUCGGUGGCGAUGUGAAUGCAACGCGUCACGGUGCACCUUGUAUACAGCCGCAUCCGCAGCAGCCGCAUCGGAUUAUUGGCGAUGAGAAUUGCCUGCUGGUGAACGUUUAUACGCCACAGAUGCCGGACGAGACGACAGGAUUGCCGGUUUUUGUAUGGAUACAUCCGGGUGGCUUUCGUUACGGUUCCGCUGCACAAUAUGAUGCCACGCCCAUGGCACAGCAGGGCGCCAUUGUCGUUGCUCCCCAAUAUCGUCUCGGCUCGCUGGGCAUACUGGGCGAUGGCACUAAGGAGUUCAACGGCAAUCUGGCCAUGUUCGAUUUAGCAGCAGCACUUCGUUGGGUUACGGACUACAUCUCACACUUCGGUGGCGAUCCCAAGCGGGUGCAGGCAAUUGGACACGGUUCAGGUGCAGCUAGUGCAAUGUAUUUGUCCAUGUCUCGGACAGCGAGAAAUGCGGGAGAGAUGCAUGGUGUGGUGGCCAUGUCGGGUACGGCUUUAUCCCAAUAUGCCAUAGAUAAGGAGCCGGUGCAGAGUGUCCAAGAGGUGGCUAAAAUUAAUGGUUGUCCCACCGGUAAUGAGCUGGAAAUUAUCAACUGCAUGCGAGAGAAAUCGGCUAUGGAUAUAAUUAAGAAUGACGACAAAGUGCAAACGGAACGUUUGGCAGGUCGAGCCUUAGUCAAGGGCCUCACUGGUAACGUUGGCUUCCAGCCACAUCCUGAGGAGGCAGACGAUAACCGUUCGUUGCCCAGUUUGAUGAUUGGUGAGCCGGAGCAGCAGCUGCGUAGUGGCAAAUUCAAGGGCAUUCCUCUGCUGACUGGCGUAACGAAACACGAGACAGCCAAUUCGGUGACGGUGGAUACUCUGAACAAUGUCUUUGGCUCGGCCGAGAAGUUUUUGGGUUCGCUGCCGGAUGCACUAAAGCAGUUGACCGGUUUUCUGCGCAUUGAUCAGCAGACGGGGAAUAUCGCCAAGGCUGCGCUGCCAGGACUGACGGGCGUUCUGACGCCUACGCUGCAGGAUGUGUUGAAAGUGCCACAAGCGCUGAGUCUGGAUCAAGUGCUGGAAAAAGUGGUGGAGUCCACCACAGAUGUGCUGUUCAAUCUGCCCGCCGUGCUCACCACACAGGUGUGGUCCAAAUUGGCACCCGCUUUUGUGUACAGCUUCGAGUACAAUGGCACCACGUCAAAGGGCAUCAAUUUUCUACGUGGUCUGCCCAUUGUGGCCGAGUCCUCCAACGAUAAGCCGGAGACAGUUGCUCACGGCGAUGAGCUGGGCUAUAUGUUCGAUGCCAAUGAUAUAUUUGGCAAUCCGUUAUUGGACACACGUUUGAGCAGUCCAGAUGAUUUGCAGGUGCGCAAAAAUCUUAUCGAUAUGCUGCUGCAGUUCGCCGGGAAUCGGGAUCAGGAUAAGGGCAGUUCGGCAGCCUCCAAGCUGUUCCAAAGCGUGACCGGCGGCGGCACACCAUUCAUCAAGGUGAAUACCAAACUGGAAGCAGCCAGCGAUUUUCGCUUCUGUGAGCUUUCAGUGCUGGGCGCUUCGUUGUCUCCGCUUACCUCCACCAGCUGUGCAGCGCUGGGCAAUGUGCUGGGACAGCUGGGCGGCGGAAUCGGACAGACGGUGGGCAACGUGGGCAAUGCACUGGGCCUGGGAGGCGUUGGACAAACGCUGGGACUCGGAGGCGGCAACAGGAAUGCCAACAACAGGAAUGCCAACAACAGGAAUGACAACAACAGACGUGGAGGUGGUUUGGGAUUGGGUUUGGGUUUUUAAACACUUUGCCUCUUUGUACUUUUUAAUUUGCAAGUUUGUAUUAUAUUAAUAUAGAGACCAAAUCAUGCUAAAAAUGCAUUGCUUUGGAAAAUCAAUUCAAUUUUGGCUGUCUCCAAUUGGUAAUCCAAUUCGAGUAUCACUUUUCACAUCAAGUUUAUGUGAAAAUCUUGUUUUUAAACUUUAAUAUGAUAUCUACUUGUCGUUCA
Messenger RNA from Drosophila grimshawi, 2310 nucleotides. Its product is annotated as carboxylesterase 1F. The record is from RefSeq and is a predicted model, not a curated record. The coding region runs from base 26 to 2104 and encodes 692 amino acids. The transcript is spliced from 2 exons. NCBI's taxonomy places the organism in Eukaryota, Metazoa, Arthropoda, Insecta, Diptera, Drosophilidae.